This is a messenger RNA of Pelodiscus sinensis (Chinese soft-shelled turtle), 1017 nucleotides long. Its product is annotated as free fatty acid receptor 2-like. Gene Ontology annotation, biological process: cellular response to fatty acid; G protein-coupled receptor signaling pathway. Gene Ontology annotation, cellular component: plasma membrane. The record is from RefSeq and is a predicted model, not a curated record. NCBI's taxonomy places the organism in Eukaryota, Metazoa, Chordata, Testudines, Trionychidae. Gene Ontology annotation, molecular function: G protein-coupled receptor activity.
AUGAGUUUGAACAUUUCCAUCCCACUGCUACUCACCGUCUAUAUCGUCACCUUCGUGAUCGGCCUCCCGUCCAACCUCCUGGCCUUCUACACCUUCCUGGUGAAGGUCCGCCAGAAACCCGCCCCUGUCGACAUCCUUCUGCUCAACCUCACCGUCUCCGACAUCUUGCUCCUCAUCUUCCUCCCCUUCAAGAUGCUGGAAGCCGCCUCCGGCAUGGCAUGGCGCUUGCCGCCUUCCCUCUGCCCACUCACCAGCUUCAUCUACUACAGCAGCAUCUACAUCAGCUCCCUCUUCCUCAUGGCCAUCAGCGUUGAGCGCUACUUGGGGGUGGCCUUCCCCAUCAAGUACAAGCUCUGGCGCCGACCAGCCUAUGCCAUCGCCGCCUCCGUGAUCUUCUGGGUGGUGGCCUGCAGCCACUGCAGCAUCUUCUACAUUCUCCAGUACCAUGACCAGAGCCCCAAUGGCACCGUGGCAGCACACGAGUCUCACUGCUCCGAACAUUUCUCCCCUACGCAGCUCCAGGUCCUCCUCUGUGUCCAGCUGGAAUUCUUUAUUGUGCUCUUCUGCCUGCCCUUCAUUGUUACCGUCUUCUGCUACGUCAACUUUGUCCGCAUCCUGGUGGCCUUGCCCAACAUCCUGGCCCGGAAGAAGCAGCGCGCCGUGGGCCUGGUUGUGGCCACCUUGUUCAACUUCAUAAUCUGUUUUGCCCCUUACAACCUGUCCCAUGUGGUGGGCUUUGUCCAGAACGACAGCCCCCCCUGGAAGGUGUACGCUCUUCUUCUCAGCACCCUCAAUACCUGCUUGGACCCUGCCAUCUUCUACUUCUCCUCCACCAUUGUCCAAUGGUCCAUAACCAACUGCCUGGCCAGCCUGAGGCACAAACUCAGCACCCUCAUGGCCCGGUGCCAUCUCCCCUGCUUGACUUGCUGUGGGGAAGGAGGCAGCCAGGUGGAGGCAGCCAGUGGGGACAAAGCCACCAUUCCAGAGGACAUAUUCAAUGCUGCUGAUGCUUAUUAA